Molecule: messenger RNA, 288 nt
Organism: Rhizoctonia solani
Lineage: Eukaryota; Fungi; Basidiomycota; Agaricomycetes; Cantharellales; Ceratobasidiaceae
Exons: 2
Coding region: 1-288 (95 amino acids)
Source: RefSeq, a predicted model, not a curated record
AUGGCUCAAUACACUAGCCCCAAGACCAAGGCUCAGAUAAUUGCACUGAAAAGUCUUGAAUACUCAGAUUGGGCAAUUGUUCAGCUUUUGCAACCUGAGACCCAGGCUUCUCAUGCUACUGUUGGUUCAACAUCAGAUUUGCUGCUUUGGCCCCAGCUCAGAGUAGAGUACCAACAGCAGCAAACAUUGAACAGCAGUACCUCCCUGCUGUUGGGUCCUCUGCUUGCUGCUACUACCUCCAAGAGCUGGGUUUACAACUUUACAAAUGCUGCCAAGUGCCCCUGCUAA